CUUCCUUUGAUCUUAAUCUGAUGCAGAGGCGUGGAUUGGCGAAAAGAAGAGAGGCAGCUGUUGAAGAAGCUAACCUUGCUUUCCAAGAAUAUGAAGAUUCGUUAAAGAAACCAGAGAAUUCUGGUGGCUUAGAAGAUCCAAAAGCUGCUUCUACCAGUGGCAGAAGAGUAUUUGGACCAGCCAAAGCUCAAGUAUCUGAUACCAGGGUAAAAUCAGAUAACAGCUAUGGUGGCAGUGAUAGUGAGGAUGACUUGGGAAUCGGUAAAAGUGGCAACAUGGAGAAUAUGGGAAGUCACCUUUUGCAUAACAAGGAUUCAGUUGUGAUUCAAGAAGACACUGAUACUCACAAGGAAUCUUUGUUGAAGACCAUUGAUGAUAUUAUUGAAAAUCCUGGGCCAAAAACUACAUGCGAAGUUUCCAUUUUUGUGUCAGAUCAGUGGAAAAAGGCAAAGAACAAAAAUGAAAACACAACUAUCAAGAAGUCUCCAAACCUUACAGGGCCAGUUAGGCAAAAUAAAAAAGAUUCUGAAAAGGAGAUUGGAGAGGAUAGUGAUACCAAUAGUGAAGGACAGAUGGUGGAUGGAAUUCUGUCUUCUGUUUCUAAAGUGCCUUAUGAACUUCCUUCUCAAGAGGAGCUCAUUAGGCAAGCGUUUGCAGGGGAUGAUGUAGAAGGUGAUUUUGAAAAGGACAAGCAUGAGAUCCUCGAGGAAGAAAAUCCUAACCCAGAAAAGCCUCUGUUACUUCCUGGCUGGGGCCAGUGGACACAUAUACAGGAAAAGAAAGGUUUACCAUCUUGGAUGCUGAAAAAACAUGAAAAUGCCCAGAAAAAAAGGGCAGAGGCUCUCAAAAAGAGGAAGGAUGCUCAGAUAAAAAACGUGAUUAUAUCUGAAAAGAUAGAUAAGAAGGCUGAAAAACUGCAUAGUAAAUCACUGCCUUUCCCGUUUACUUCCAAAGAGGUGUUUGAACAGAGCAUGCGUUCUAGCACGUCAUUUAAUUUUUAUAUCAUUUAUACAUAA
Messenger RNA from Vigna umbellata (rice bean), 1016 nucleotides. RefSeq lists its product as uncharacterized. Gene Ontology annotation, biological process: rRNA processing. Gene Ontology annotation, cellular component: small-subunit processome; nucleolus. NCBI's taxonomy places the organism in Eukaryota, Viridiplantae, Streptophyta, Magnoliopsida, Fabales, Fabaceae. The record is from RefSeq and is a predicted model, not a curated record.